Molecule: messenger RNA, 195 nt
Organism: Colletotrichum lupini
Lineage: Eukaryota; Fungi; Ascomycota; Sordariomycetes; Glomerellales; Glomerellaceae
Exons: 2
Coding region: 1-195 (64 amino acids)
Source: RefSeq, a predicted model, not a curated record
AUGAAGGCGCUCUCAACUCUUCUUAUUGUUGCGGCAACAAUCACCCAUGUAUCUGCUGCACCAACAGCGGACCCGAAAAACCUCGUAUCAGAAUCGAGUCUCGAAGCGGAAUAUCACACAUCCUGCAACCAUGGCUUCGAAAAAGAGCGAGAGGACAAGGGGACCGUUGUGAUCCUGGCAGAGGCGAUUGUGUGA